AACGUCAUCAUUGCAAGCUGUGGUAAAUACUGGAAUCUUCAAUCAGAAAAAGGGCCGCAGAUCAACCUCAAAAGGAUAUCAUUAACUCAACAAGCCUCAGAGAAACAGCUCCUCCGGAACUAAACUACCAAAAAUGUUAAUGUCUCCUGCCAGCAUUUUCUGUACUGAAAUAGCUGCUUUGCUUCUUGUACGAUCUGUUGAAGGCUCACCAUUUCAAGAAAGUGGAAUCGGGGAUAAAAUCAGGAGCAUCGGCAGAGUUACAAACAAACAGCAUGCAAAUGAUCAGAAGGGGUUUGAUAUUGUGGUUCAUGGAGUGCUCCUGUGGGCUUCAGUUGGAUUCUUGAUGCCCGUGGGGACACUGGCGAUGAGAAUGUCAAGCACAAAUACAAUGGAUCGUCAUCCCCCCAGGCACAAAAUCUUGCUCUAUGUCCAUGCUGCUCUGCAGGUGGCGUCUGUGCUGCUGGUCACUAUUGGGGCAGUUUUAUCAAUCAGAAAGUUUGAGAAUGCGUUCGACACCACUCAUCAGAGAAUCGGCUUGGCACUUUAUGGUGUCAUAUACUUGCAAGUAUUGAUUGGGUUCAACAGGCCAGCAAGGGGAAGCAAACAUCGGAGGACAUGGUAUUUCCUGCAUUGGAUGCUUGGUACAAGUAUAAACCUGGUGGGCACCCUGAAUGUGUAUACAGGGUUACACGCCUUCCAUGCCAGAACAUCAAGAAACACACAGCUUUGGACCAUCAUUUUCACAGCUCAAGCCUCGUUCAUGACAGUGUGCUAUCUCUUUCAAGACAAGUGGGAAUACGUACAGCAGCAAGGAAGAAUGGAGGAGGAGGAUGACGGUGGCGAUGGUGAGCCAAAUGUUUCUCCAAAGGAGAAUGGCCAUGGGGGGAUGACUGAUGAGGAUCCAUCAACAUCGCCCACGAGAAGCAGAAGCAGAAGCAAUGCACUUGGGACUCAUUUUUCGAGAACCAAUGUACUCAACACACUGCUGCAACAACCCAAUGCGUGAUAAUAAUCAUAAUAACAAUAAUAAUGUGAACGAGCAGUUUAUUCUUUAUUUACUAAUUUUAUUUACAGAAAAUUGCGUCCACUUCCAACGUCUUGACACGCUUAACUUGUUCAUCUUCAUGUUUUCUCAUCACCGGCUAAAAU
Andrographis paniculata is the source of this 1149-nucleotide messenger RNA. Its product is annotated as cytochrome b561 domain-containing protein At2g30890-like. Gene Ontology annotation, molecular function: transmembrane monodehydroascorbate reductase activity. NCBI's taxonomy places the organism in Eukaryota, Viridiplantae, Streptophyta, Magnoliopsida, Lamiales, Acanthaceae. The record is from RefSeq and is a predicted model, not a curated record. The coding region runs from base 134 to 1006 and encodes 290 amino acids. The transcript is spliced from 4 exons.